Molecule: messenger RNA, 1300 nt
Organism: Colius striatus (speckled mousebird)
Lineage: Eukaryota; Metazoa; Chordata; Aves; Coliiformes; Coliidae
Gene: FGF7
Product: fibroblast growth factor 7
Exons: 4
Coding region: 474-1058 (194 amino acids)
Biological process (GO): fibroblast growth factor receptor signaling pathway; regulation of cell migration; positive regulation of peptidyl-tyrosine phosphorylation
Cellular component (GO): cytoplasm
Molecular function (GO): growth factor activity; type 2 fibroblast growth factor receptor binding
Source: RefSeq, a predicted model, not a curated record
CAUAAGCACAUACACAUCAUCUCUCCAGCGUGUUGAUUUAUGGAAACAAUUAUAACUCUGGUGGAGCCUUUCUGAGCUGAGAAAGUUUGUAGCUACAGUAGAGAGUCUCAUGUUGCAAAAAACAGACAACAGAAAUGGAGUACUUGGGUAUCCAGCUCUUAUCAACAGGAACAAAUCUUUUACUUUCAGUGCAAGCAGCAAAUUCAAGUAGUACAGAAGGUCACAACAACAAAGGUUUUUAUAACUGGUGUCUUUAAAGGAUAUUCUGACUGAAGAGAUAUUUAAGAAGCUCUUCUAUUUCGCCAUUAACUAUUAAGGAAUAACGAUCAGAAUUCUAGAAGAGGGAACAAUCACAUUUAAAUGAAUCUGUAACUCGUAAAGACAGAAGGCAGGUCGGUGACCUAAGAGCAACAGUCUACUUGAGAUUUAAUUUUCAUUAUGUUGUUCAUGAACACCCAGAACACUGCACUAUAAUGCACAAAUGGAUGCUGACAUGGAUCCUGCCAAUUUUGCUCUACAGAUCAUACUUUUACAUUGUCUUUCUAAUGGGCACUAUAUCUUUAGCUUGCAAUGACAUGACUCCAGAGCAAAUGGCUACAAGUAUGAACUGUUCCAGCCCUGAGCGACAUACCAGAAGCUAUGAUUAUAUGGAAGGGGGAGAUGUAAGAGUGAGAAGACUUUUCUGUCGAACUCAGUGGUAUAUGAGGAUUGAUAAGCGAGGCAAAGUAAAAGGGACAAGAGAAGCAAACAACAACUACAGUAUUCUAGAAAUCCGAACAGUGGCAGUUGGAAUAGUGGCAAUCAAAGGAGUGGAAAGUGAAUACUUUCUGGCAAUGAACAAGUCAGGAAGACUCUAUGGAAAGAAAGUAUGUAAUGAGGACUGCAACUUCAUAGAACUGAUUGAAGAAAACCAUUAUAACACAUAUGCUUCUGCAAAAUGGACACAUAAAGGAAAGGAGAUGUUUGUAACAUUAAAUCACAAAGGGGUCCCGAUGAAAGGUAAAAAAACAAAGAAAGAACACAGAGCAUCCCACUUUCUUCCUCUGGCAAUAUCCUAAUCACAAAUGAUCUAUAAAGAACUAGUUCCAGCAGGAAGAUUAUUUUUAAGAAGACUAUUCGACAAGAUUUCAAGAGAGGCUGGAAUACUACUGAGAAACUGAACAAGCUGGACUUGCGCAUUUAUGUUUAUUUUUAAAAGACUACGUGAAAAAGAUUUGAAAAUAUACACAAAAUCAGAUUUACUAACUAAAAGUUGUAAAAAAUUCUAAAGAGUUGUACAAUCAUUAUCUUAGUCAUUGUA